Thlaspi arvense is the source of this 2223-nucleotide messenger RNA. The record is from the annotation of a GenBank genome assembly. NCBI's taxonomy places the organism in Eukaryota, Viridiplantae, Streptophyta, Magnoliopsida, Brassicales, Brassicaceae.
GAAACAAAUGACAUUCCACCACAAGCGUGUACCAAUCUCUCCCGCUCUCUCUCUCUCUCUCUCCCCUCUUGCUUUUCUGUCUCUCUCUGUGUUCUCACAAACACCGAGGAUGGCGGAUCCUGAUUUGGCGUCUCCGCUGAUCCAGCGUGAAACGUCCGAUCAGCAAGAGGUCGUUAUCUCAAUCGAUGACGACGGCGAUGACUCAGGAGUUAAUGAUCUUCCCUCCGUUGGAAUUGAAAACCCCCUUGGUGAGAAUCGGGGCCCUCGUGUCCCACGUGGCCUUGAAUUUGACCACCUUGACCCGAGUAAUCCUUUCGGGUUUCUCAGCGAGGCCGAGCCUCCGGUUCUCGGUCCGACGACGGUGGAUCCAUUCCGGAACGACACGCCCGGAGUUUGCGGACUCUACGAAGCGAUUAAGAUCGUGAUUUGCCUCCCGAUUGCUUUGGUUAGACUUGUUCUGUUUGGGGCUAGCUUAGCCGUUGGUUACUUGGCUACGAAGCUGGCUCUUGCUGGCUGGAAAGAUAAACACAACCCUAUGCCUCAGUGGAGAUGCAGAAUCAUGUGGAUUACUCGGAUCUGUACCAGAUGCAUCCUCUUCUCUUUUGGUUACCAGUGGAUACGAAGGAAAGGGAAACCUGCUCGGAGGGAGCUUGCUCCGAUCGUUGUAUCAAACCAUGUAUCUUAUAUUGAGCCCAUCUUCUACUUCUAUGAGUUAUCACCCACCAUUGUUGCAUCGGAGUCGCAUGAUUCACUUCCAUUUGUUGGAACUAUUAUCAGGGCAAUGCAGGUGAUAUAUGUUAAUAGAUUCUCACAGGCAUCAAGGAAAAUGGCUGUACAUGAAAUAAAGAGAAAAGCUUCCUGCGAUAGGUUUCCCCGCCUGCUGUUGUUCCCGGAAGGAACCACGACUAAUGGCAAAGUUCUUAUUUCCUUCCAACUCGGCGCUUUCAUCCCUGGUUACCCGAUUCAACCUGUAGUUGUUCGUUAUCCCCAUGUACAUUUCGAUCAAUCCUGGGGAAAUAUUUCUUUGUUGAUGCUCAUGUUUAGAAUGUUCACCCAGUUUCACAAUUUCAUGGAGGUGGAGUACCUUCCAGUAAUAUAUCCCAAUGAAAAUCAAAAGCUGAAUGCUGUGCGUCUCUCCCAGAAGACGAGUCAUGCAAUUGCAACAUCUUUGAAUGUCGUCCAAACAUCACAUUCUUAUGGGGACUUGAUGCUACUCAACAGAGCAUCUGAGUUAAAGCUGGAGAACCCCUCUAACUACAUGGUUGAAAUGGCGAGGGUUGACUCGCUAUUCCAUGUAAGCAGCUUAGAGGCAGUGCGGUUUUUGGAUACAUUUUCUUCCAUGAAUCCAGACGCGAGUGGACGCGUUACGCUACACGACUUUCUUCGGGGACAUAGACUGAAGCUUUGCAGUCUCUCUACAGGGAUAUUCGGGUUCAUUGAUGUGGAGAAGGCCGGAUCAAUCACUUUCAGACAGUUCUUGUUUGCCUCGGCUCAUGUAUCGGCACAGCCACUUUUUCAGCAAACAUGCGAGCGAUCAUUUUCACAUUGUGACGCAGAUGGAGAUGGCUAUAUCUCCAUUCAAGAACUUGGAGACGCGCUGAAACACAGAAUCCCAAACUUGAACAAGGACGAGAUUCAAGGGAUGUACAUUUCGCUAGACGAAGACAAAGAUCAAAGAAUAAGCAAGAACGACUUCUUGUCCUGCUUAAGAAAAAACCCUCUUCUUAUAGCUAUCUUCGCGCCUAACUUUGCUCCAACGUAACACAGACAGAUCAAAAAAAAUUGGGCUGGUUCCGAUCGGUGCGAUGAUUUAGUCUUGUCUUUGUGGUACUAUUAUAUAUAUACCUUUGUUUUUGUCUUCUUUAUCUCUUUUUCAGAUAGUAAAAAGAAUGCCAAAAGAAAGGGGCUGCUAAGUUUUUGGCCUAUCCCCCUCCUCCUCCAUGGACCCAUCCAAUGAGUUUUGGACUAUAACUGCUUGCCGUUUUCUGCCCCAAAAAAAAACGCUUUGGUGUUUGCUCCUCUAGUUCUGAGCAAACUCUACUGUCUUUGUUUCCCUUUUAUUUAUUUUUUGUCAUUUUUGGGGUUACAUAUGUAUUAUCCAAAUUUCGAUUGUAUGAGUGGAUAUUUAUUUUUUGAAUUAUUUUACCGAAAGUCUCCCCUUAAUAAUCUAAAACUAUUAGUGUAAUUUUUUCGACAUCUGAAAUCCGAUUAAUAAUUAUAUAA